Molecule: messenger RNA, 4575 nt
Organism: Vicugna pacos (alpaca)
Lineage: Eukaryota; Metazoa; Chordata; Mammalia; Artiodactyla; Camelidae
Gene: NEURL4
Product: neuralized E3 ubiquitin protein ligase 4
Molecular function (GO): ubiquitin protein ligase activity
Source: RefSeq, a predicted model, not a curated record
AUGCCUGCGGCAGGCGUUUCUUCCACUGUCGUAAAAGCUCUCUGCCUGUCUUCACCACUCUCGAAGCCACCCUGUCACCUCGCCCGUGCCCAACCGGGCCAGGAGUUUAACCACGGGCUUGUGUUGAGCCGAGAACCCUUGCGCGACGGACGCGUCUUCACGGUCCGCAUCGAUCGCAAGGUCAACUCCUGGAGUGGCUCCAUUGAGAUUGGGGUGACGGCACUGGACCCCAGUGUGCUGGACUUCCCAAGCAGCGCCACGGGGCUGAAGGGGGGCUCGUGGGUAGUGUCAGGCUGCUCGGUGCUGAGGGAUGGACGUUCUGUGCUGGAGGAGUAUGGUCAGGACCUGGACCAGCUUGGUGAAGGGGACCGUGUGGGCGUGGAGCGCACAGUGGCCGGGGAGCUGCGGCUCUGGGUGAACGGGCGGGAUUGUGGUGUGGCCGCCACGGGCCUGCCUGCUCGGGUCUGGGCUGUCGUGGACCUUUACGGCAAAUGCACCCAGAUCACCGUGCUACCCCCUGAGCCAGGCUUCAAUCCCCCUACUCCCAUCCCCACGCCUCCCCUUGAGCCCUCUGCCCCACCUGAAGAUUCUGCCUUGGCUGAGCAGGGAACCUCUGGGGAUGAAGCCUUCAUGGUGUCCCCAGCGCAGGCCCGGCCGGAGACGUUUCCUAACAGCCUUGAGUCGCAUAAUGACUUUGCUGGCAUGGAGCUCUCCGAGGUGGUGAGCAACGCCAUCCUGUCUGCCUACAACGGGGGGCUCCUAAACGUGAACCUGAGCUCCCCCCCAGCAGGGGGAGCACCAGGGCCUAGCGGUGCUGCCACGUCGCCCAUCCUCACGUCCAACGAUGCCCUCCUUUUUCACGAGAAAUGUGGAACCCUCAUCAAACUCAGCAACAACAAUAAGACGGCUGAGCGGCGCCGGCCCCUGGAUGAAUUCAACAAUGGGGUUGUCAUGACCAACCGCCCACUCCGGGACAAUGAGAUGUUUGAGAUCCGCAUCGACAAGCUUGUAGAUAAGUGGUCGGGCUCCAUUGAGAUUGGUGUCACCACCCACAACCCCAACAAUUUGGAGUACCCAGCCACCAUGACCAACCUACAGUCAGGCACCAUCAUGAUGAGUGGCUGCGGGAUCCUGACCAAUGGCAAGGGCACCCGCCGCGAGUACUGUGAAUUUGGUCUGGAUGAGCUGCAGGAGGGCGACCACAUUGGUCUCACGAGGAAGUCCAACUCUGCCCUCCACUUCUUCAUUAAUGGCAUCGAUCAGGGCGUGGCUACCCCACUGACACCCCCAGUGGUGUACGGCGUGGUGGACUUGUAUGGGAUGGCCGUGAAGGUGACCAUCGUCCACAAUAACAACCAUAGUGACCGUCUGCGCCGGAACAAUGCCAUCCUGCGGGCACUUUCCCCCGAGGGUGCUCUCCGCCGUGCUGCUCCUGCUGCCCAGGCGGAACCCGAGCGCCUGCUCUUCCACCCCAACUGUGGGCAGAAGGCAGCCAUCACCCACGAGGGACGCACGGCCCUGAGGCCCCAUGCCACCGAUGACUUUAAUCACGGCGUGGUGCUGAGCAGCAGAGCCCUGCGGGAUGGAGAAGUGUUCCAGGUGCGCAUCGACAAGAUGGUAGACAAAUGGGCUGGCUCCAUUGAGAUCGGCGUCACCACCCACAACCCUGCCUACCUCCAGUUGCCCUCCACCAUGACCAACUUGCGCUCUGGGACCUGGAUGAUGACUGGGAAUGGGGUGAUGCACAAUGGGACGACCAUCUUGGACGAAUACGGGCACAACCUGGACCGGCUCAAGGCAGGGGACACGGUGGGCGUGGUGCGGCGGGAAGACGGGACUCUCCACUUCUUUGUCAAUGGGAUGACUCAGGGCCCUGCUGCCUGGAACGUGCCCCCGGGCGUCUAUGCUGUCGUCGAUCUCUAUGGCCAGGCGGCCCAGGCCACCAUUGUGGACGACGUGGAGGUGCCCCCGGUCCCUGAGCCACUCCCUGAGGGGAACAACCAGGCAUCUCCAAGCUCCCCGUCAUCAGGGGCCGGGGGCUCCGACCUCCGCUUCCACCAGCUGCACGGCAGCAAUGCAGUCAUCACCAACGGGGGCCGCACCGCGCUCCGCCACAACUGCCGCAGCGAGUUCAAUGACGCCAUUGUCAUCUCCAACCGGGCCCUGCGGGAUGGAGAGCUGUUUGAAAUUGUCAUUCAGAAGAUGGUGGACCGCUGGUCAGGUUCCAUUGAGGCUGGAGUGACCGCUAUUCGGCCAGAGGACCUUGAAUUUCCCAACACGAUGACAGACAUUGACUACGAUACAUGGAUGCUGAGCGGCACAGCCAUCAUGCAGGAUGGUAACACGAUGCGCAACAACUACGGGUGCGACCUCGACGCGCUGGGCACAGGCGCGCGCAUCGGCAUGAUGCGAACAGCCAAGGGUGACCUGCACUACUUCAUCAAUGGCCAGGACCAAGGCGCUGCCUGCUCAGGCUUGCCUCCCGAGGUAUAUGCAGUCGUGGAUCUGUAUGGUCAGUGCGUCCAAGUGUCCAUCACCAAUGCCACCGGACCCAUGGACAAUAGCCUGGCGACCAGCAACACUGCCACUGAGAAGUCAUUCCCCCUGCACUCCCCAGUGGCUGGCGUGGCUCAUCGAUUCCACAGUACUUGCGGCAAGAACAUCACGCUGGAGGAAGACGGCACGAGGGCAGUGCGUGCGGCUGGUUACGCCCAUGGCCUCGUCUUCAGCACCAAGGAGCUCAAAACGGAGGAAGUCUUUGAGGUGAAAGUGGAAGAGCUGGAUGAGAAGUGGGCAGGUUGCCUCCGGCUCGGGCUGACCACACUAGCACCAGGGGAGAUGGGGCCUGGAGCUGGUGGCGGCCCGGGCGUGCCUCCCUCCCUGCCGGAGCUCCGGACCAAGACCACCUGGAUGGUGUCCAGCUGUGAAGUCAGGCGCGAUGGGCAGCUCCAAAGGAUGAACUAUGGCCGGAACCUAGAGAGGCUGGGGGUGGGGAGCCGUGUAGGCAUCCGCCGGGCAGAUGACACAAUGCACAUCCUGGUAGAUGGAGAGGAUAUGGGGCCAGCAGCCACUGGCAUUGCCAAGAACGUGUGGGCCGUGUUGGAUCUCUACGGGCCGGUGCGGAGUGUGUCUAUUGUCAGCUCCUCGAGGCUAGAGGAGCAGGAAGGCACCCAGCCUCCUUCCCCCAGCUCGGACACUGGCAGUGAGGGCGAGGAGGACGAUGAGGGCGAGGAGCACAGCCUGGAAGGCCAGAAUCAAGUGGCCAUUAUGCCCACAGCUCUCGAGUUCCUGGAGAACCAUGGGAAGAACAUCCUCUUGUCCAACAGGAACCGUACAGCUACGCGAGUGGCCAGCUACAAUCAGGGCAUCGUUGUCAUCAACCAGCCUCUGGUGCCCCAGCUGCUGGUCCAGGUGCGAAUAGACUUCUUGAACCGGCAGUGGACAUCUUCCCUUGUCCUGGGAGUCAUCACCUGUCCCCCGGAGAGGCUCAACUUCCCUGCUUCUGCCUGUGCCCUCAAACGGGCAGCCUGGCUGCUGCGGGGCCGUGGGGUCUUCCACAAUGGUCUCAAGAUCUGUGAGAAGUUCGGGCCAAAUCUGGACACAUGUCCUGAAGGCACCAUCCUGGGACUGCGGCUGGACGGCUCUGGGGGGCUGCAUCUCCACGUCAAUGGGAUGGACCAGGGAGUGGCUGUGCCAGAUGUCCCCCAGCCCUGCCACGCACUCGUGGACCUUUAUGGGCAGUGUGAGCAGGUGACAAUCGUGAGCCCUGAACCAGGGGCUGCCAGUGGAAAGAGUGCUGGAACCCAAGGGGACAUGGAGAAAGCUGACAUGGUGGAUGGUAUCAAGGAGAGUGUUUGCUGGGGCCCACCACCCGCUGCUAGCCCCCUCAAGAGCUGCGAGUACCACGCCCUUUGCUCCCGUUUCCAGGAACUGCUGCUGCUUCCCGAGGAUUAUUUCAUGCCUCCGCCGAAGCGUAGCCUGUGCUACUGUGAGUCUUGCCGGAAGCUUCGAGGAGACGAGGCCCACAGGCGCCGUGGGGAGCCCCCUCGGGAAUAUGCCCUACCCUUUGGCUGGUGCAGGUUCAACCUCAGGGUGAAUCCCCGCCUGGAGGCUGGGACACUAACCAAGAAGUGGCACAUGGCGUAUCAUGGGAGCAAUGUGGCAGCUGUCCGGAGGGUGCUGGACCGAGGGGAGCUGGGAGCAGGCACUGCUUCCAUACUGAGCUGCCGACCCCUGAAGGGAGAGCCUGGGGUGGGGUUUGAGGAGCCUGGUGAGAACUGUGCGCCUCCCCGGGAGGAGCAGCCCCCUCCAGUGCUGCUUUCCCCCUCCCUCCAGUAUGCUGGGGCCGAGACCCUGGCAUCCAAAGUGCAAUUCCGGGACCCCAAAUCCCAGCGGACGCACCAGGCCCAGGUGGCGUUCCAGGUGUGUGUGCGCCCUGGCUCUUACACCCCCGGCCCCCCUUCCGCUGCCCUCAGAGAACCCCCCGACCCUCACUUCAGUCCAGCUGAACUUGAGUGGGUCACCAAGGAGAAGGGGGCUACACUCCUCUAUGCCCUGCUGGUACGGGUGGAAUGA